Messenger RNA from Penicillium manginii, 1488 nucleotides. RefSeq names its product bestrophin family protein. NCBI's taxonomy places the organism in Eukaryota, Fungi, Ascomycota, Eurotiomycetes, Eurotiales, Aspergillaceae. The record is from RefSeq and is a predicted model, not a curated record. Bases 1 to 1488 code for a protein of 495 amino acids. Gene Ontology annotation, molecular function: chloride channel activity. The transcript is spliced from 6 exons.
AUGACCGACGGGCAUUCUGCACCAGCCCCAGACGCAGCCCCCGCAACAGCGGGCGAUCACACCGCUGCCCCUGUACCAGCCGAUGUACGAGCCCAUGGUGACCACCAUACACAAAGCCAGCCUCAUGGCCUGAAGGAGCAGGACUCCGCUGAAAGGCUCACCCCACGACCGACAUUCAUGGAGCACCUGGCGACCUCACGCGAUAGUCAAUUUCACCUGGACCGACAGGACUCGAGCGAGUUGGACCGUUACUUUCACGGUCCCCGCGACAUGGACAAACACUCCAAAUGGCCGAUCUUUUUGCGUAUGCAUGGAAGUGUCACCCCGAAGAUGAUUCUACCCAUGUUGUGGGUGGCAGGCUGGUCAACUGCCGUCACUUUAAUUUCGGCAAAAGUCCAUGACUUAAGCAUUAGCAAUAUCUUACUCACCGUGCUGGGUUUCGUGGUGGGUUUGGCAUUGUCAUUCCGCAGUUCUACUGCCUAUGAAAGAUGGGCCGAUGGACGCAAGUACUGGUCCCAGCUUAUACAAACCUCGCGUAACCUUGCCCGUACCAUCUGGAUCAACACUGGCGAGCGCGAAGGUGAUUUGGGCAAGGAGGAUCUCUUGAGAAAAAUCUCCGCCAUGAAUCUCAUUCUUUCCUUCGCCGUCGCUUUGAAACAUAAGCUCCGCUUCGAGCCCGAUAUCGCUUAUGAGGACCUGGCCGGGCUUGCUGGCCACCUUGACACAUUCGCUCGCGAUGCUCACGACCGCAAUAUUAUCAAUCCCAAAGCUAAAACUCUGUGGAAAUCUGCAGGAGAGUAUCUGGGCGUUUCAUUUGCCGAGUCUAACCCUCGCAAAUUGAUCAAGCGUUCCAAAAAGCCCAUUGGACACCUUCCCCUGGAGAUCCUUAACCACCUGUCUGCUUAUGUCGACUCUAUUGUGGCAAAUGGAACACUGGUGUCUACUCUGCACCAGGGUCAAGCGAUCACCAUGCUGGCCGUAUUCAACGAAGUUCUUACCGGCACGGAGCGAGUGCUCGACACCCCACUGCCCACCGCGUACAGUAUCGCAAUUGCACAGAUCUCCUGGAUUUACGUCCUAGUUCUCCCUUUCCAGCUCUACGCAUCCCUUCGUUGGGUAACCAUCCCAGCCUCCAUGGUCGCCGCAUACAUCAUCCUCGGUUUGGCAACUAUUGGAAGCGAAAUCGAGAACCCCUUCGGUCAAGAUGUCAACGAUCUUCCUCUGGAAGUAUACUGCCGACAGAUUGCCCUUGAACUGGAUGUCAUCACUGCUACUCCCCGGCCCAAUGUGGAAGACUUCAUGACGCGCGCCGACAACUUGGUUCUCUUCCCGCUUAGCCAGAAUGGCUACGACGAGUGGAAGGACCGAUCUGUCGAAGAUAUUCGCGGAGCGCUCCGGGCAAAGGUCGUCGCUAGCCCGACUGCCCUUGGCUCGGAUGCCUCGACUGUUGUGGCUAGCAUCUCCACCCAGCCCAAACAGUCUGUUUGA